AUGGUCAAGCUGGGGGCCUUUCUCGGCCUUGUUCUCAUUGCUCCUACAAUUCAAGCCGCUAGGGAGCCAUCUUGCCGUUGUUUCCCGGGCGAUGAUUGCUGGCCCUCGGUUUCAACCUGGAAUACCUUUAAUCAGUCGGUCAAUGGACGUCUUGUAGCCACUGUGCCCCUCGCUACUGCCUGCCAUGCCCCUUCCUACGAUUCACAGAAAUGUAACGCCCUGAAGGAGGGCUGGCUCUUGCCUGAAGAGCACUACCAAUCCUCGUCAUCUUUCAUGGCUCCGUUCUUCACAAAUGGAACCUGCGAUCCAUACCAUCCCAUUGCCAAGCUGUGUACCUUGGGUAAUUUCGUCCGCUACGCAGUCAACGUUUCUUCGCCUGAGCAUGUGGCCAAGACAUUGAAGUUUGCGGCGAAGCACAAUAUUCGAUUUAUUAUUCGUAACACGGGCCAUGACUACAACGGAAAGUCUACCGGCGCCGGCGCUCUCUCCGUUUGGACACACCAUCUGAAAGAUAUCGAGCUCAAGGACUGGAAUGAUAGAUACUACACUGGUAAAGCUUUCAAGCUGGGCGCUGGUGUCCAGGGAAUAGAAGCCAUCGAGGCGGCUCACAAACACGGACUUCGGAUGGUCUCCGGAGAGUGUCCUACUGUUGGUGUUGCAGGUGGCUACAGUCAGGGAGGCGGUCACUCUUCCCUGUCUUCUAAGCAUGGACUCGGUGCAGACCAGGUCCUCGAGUGGGAGGUCAUCGAUGGCAAUGGCACCUUUCUGGUCGCGAACCGUAACCAGAACUCUGAUCUUUACUGGGCACUAAGUGGAGGUGGAGGUGGUACUUAUGGUGUGGUCUGGUCUAUGACCUCCAAGGCUCAUCAGGAUAGCCAUGUGUCGGGCUUGAACCUGACUUUCACCACUGACAAUAUCUCCGACAAGACCUUUUUCAAAGCCGUGGAACUCUAUAACACUUACUUGCCUUCUUUUGUCGACGAAGGAAUAAUGAGCCUGAACUUCCUUACCAAUACUUCGUUUGGCAUCACUCCCAUGACUGCACCCGGAGUUCCACUGAAGAAGCUCCAGGAACUUGUCAAGCCUUUCCUCAAUGGUCUGGACAAGCUCGGCAUCAAAUACCAAUACCACGCAGAGGAGUUUGAUGCUUACAUCGAUCAAUUCAACGCCCAAACGCCCCUUGUCGAGGUUGGAGUUGCCCAAUAUGGUAGCUGGCUUCUUCCAAGAUCAAUAGUCGAGGACCCGAAGUCCCGUCAUGAAUUGACAAAGUCCGCUCGCAAGGUCCUAGCCCACCAUGCCACCUUUACGACGGUGGGUAUGAAGGUUACCGAAGAGGUUACUGGCAACGUUGACAACGCUGUGAACCCCGCGUGGCGCAAUGCUAUUGCCCACGUCUUGACAUCCACUCCUUGGGAGUUCAAUAAGCCAGAGAAGAUGCUCGAGAACCGGAAAUUGAUGACGGAUGUGCUGGUUCCUAGCAUAAGCAACUUGGCACCCGAAUCUGGCGCUUAUCUGAACGAGGCGGAUUUCCGGCAGCCGGACUUUAAGACUGCCUUCUAUGGCAAGAAUUACGCCAAGCUGCGCUCAAUCAAGGCCAAGUACGACCCUCACCACCUCUUCUAUGGAUUGACUGCCGUUGGAUCUGAUGAGUGGACCGUCUCGGACAGUGGAAGAAUGUGUUCUUCUACUUCAUCAAAGUAA
This is a messenger RNA of Penicillium nucicola, 1701 nucleotides long. RefSeq names its product FAD-binding oxidoreductase. The record is from RefSeq and is a predicted model, not a curated record. The coding region runs from base 1 to 1701 and encodes 566 amino acids. Lineage: Eukaryota; Fungi; Ascomycota; Eurotiomycetes; Eurotiales; Aspergillaceae. The transcript has 4 exons. Gene Ontology annotation, molecular function: FAD binding; oxidoreductase activity.